Messenger RNA from Protopterus annectens (West African lungfish), 5553 nucleotides. It is a transcript of the gene SMAD3, whose product is annotated as SMAD family member 3. Gene Ontology annotation, molecular function: I-SMAD binding; DNA-binding transcription factor activity, RNA polymerase II-specific; RNA polymerase II cis-regulatory region sequence-specific DNA binding. Bases 479 to 1759 code for a protein of 426 amino acids. The record is from RefSeq and is a predicted model, not a curated record. The transcript has 9 exons. Gene Ontology annotation, cellular component: heteromeric SMAD protein complex. Gene Ontology annotation, biological process: SMAD protein signal transduction; anatomical structure morphogenesis; transforming growth factor beta receptor signaling pathway. Lineage: Eukaryota; Metazoa; Chordata; Ceratodontiformes; Protopteridae.
CUUCCCUUGUAGCAGAAACGAUAGCAGCAGUAGCGGUAGUAGGGAAGAAGUGGGAGGCGGAUGGAUCUGUUGACCUAAGUAAACUAGGGUCGGACUCGGAAGGCAGUAAAGUUUCGUCCUCAUCGCAAUAAUCACUGCUCUACGGUAAAAGAGAAUGAUAGACUGUGGUCAUAAGCACCCUUAAGGGAUUGUAUCAUAAGCAUCACCUCUGACACGGGAAGUGAGAACUCUGGAGGAUAAAACCAGAAGUAAUAGUAAUUAGGAUCUAAGUUGUUGGGCGGAUUGGUACUAUUUGCAUAUUAUAGUGGGGAAAGUGAUCAACUAAGUGUUGGUAUGCUUCUUAGCUUGUUUAGAACAGGACAGUAAUACAGAGAAAAAGUUGUUUGGAAUUAGUUCUGUGUGCGUUGUGGAAAUUUUAUUUGUAUUGUUGUCCUGCGUAACUGGGUCCAUUUGUGCGCUCUACUAAGAACUUGAAGCGAUGACUUCCAUCCUGCCAUUCACUCCUCCGAUUGUCAAAAGGCUACUGGGAUGGAAGAAAGGGGAGCAGAAUGGGCCAGAGGAGAAGUGGUGUGAAAAGGCUGUUAAGAGUUUGGUGAAGAAGCUAAAGAAGACGGGACAGCUGGACGAGUUAGAGAAGGCCAUCACCACAGAGAGCAUCAAUACAAAGUGCAUCACUAUUCCCAGGUCACUUGAUGGAAGACUUCAGGUAUCUCAUCGGAAGGGACUGCCACAUGUCAUCUACUGUAGGCUUUGGCGUUGGCCUGAUCUGCAGAGUCAUCAUGAGCUGCGUGCUAUGGAAUUAUGUGAAUAUGCUUUUCAUAUGAAGAAGGAUGAAGUAUGUGUGAACCCCUACCAUUACCAGAGGGUGGAGACACCAGUUCUUCCUCCAGUUCUUGUACCAAGGCACACAGAAAUUCCAGCUGAGUUCCCACCAUUGGACGACUACAGUCAUUCCAUCCCAGAGAACACAAACUUCCCAGUAGACUUUGAGCCGCAAAGCAACUAUAUUCCAGAGACUCCACCCCCAGGUUAUCUCAGUGAGGAUGGAGAAACAAGUGACCAUCAGAUGAACCAUAGCAUGGAUACAGGUUCACGAACCUUAUCACCUAAUCAGAUGUCACCUGCACAUAGUAAUCUUGAUCUGCAGCCCGUCACCUACUGUGAGCCUGCUUUCUGGUGUUCUAUCUCCUAUUAUGAACUGAAUCAGCGGGUGGGAGAAACCUUCUAUGCAUCGCAACCUUCUUUAACAGUAGAUGGCUUCACAGAUCCCUCCAACUCAGAACGUUUUUGCCUGGGCUUAUUAUCCAAUGUAAAUCGCAAUGCAGCUGUAGAGCUCACAAGAAGGCACAUUGGAAGAGGAGUAAGGCUGUAUUACAUUGGGGGAGAAGUGUUCGCUGAGUGCCUUAGUGACAGCGCCAUUUUUGUUCAGUCUCCUAACUGCAAUCAGCGUUAUGGUUGGCAUCCAGCUACUGUUUGCAAAAUUCCACCAGGAUGUAAUCUGAAAAUUUUCAAUAACCAAGAAUUUGCGGCACUUUUGGCUCAGUCUGUGAACCAAGGCUUUGAAGCUGUCUACCAGCUGACUAGAAUGUGCACAAUCCGAAUGAGCUUUGUUAAGGGAUGGGGAGCAGAGUACAGGCGUCAGACAGUGACCAGUACCCCCUGCUGGAUUGAACUUCACCUCAACGGACCCCUGCAGUGGCUAGACAAGGUCCUUACACAAAUGGGCUCUCCAAGCAUACGCUGCUCCAGUGUGUCAUAAAGUAGCAUCACACCAAAACUGGACAGAAUUCAUCAUUUCUGCAGUAGCAUGAAAGAAGGCAUCUGGUUACUAGAAGCAGCAUUUGCUACACUUUCCAUCUAGAAAUCAGCAGACUGUUAGAUUGUUAUAAGCCAUACAUUGCCACUUUACAGAAACUAUGCAUGUGGCUUUAGUCGCAAUGCGUUGGAUAACUGUUCUUGAACUUGAGUUCAGAAAAUAAAUGACUUCUGAGCUGUAAUAAAGAUGUGAAACCAUACAUGCAGGUAACAUACAGGGAGCUGUACAGAUUUUAACUGGUGCUAAUCAACCACCUUAACUUGCCACCAUUAAAUGUCGGACUUAUUUCAAAGCAGGGCUAAAGCAUCUGACACAAAGUGUAUGUGAUCCUUUUAACACAGCAAAGAGACAUGGAUUAUCACACUUUUGAACCAAGGUUUGCUGUUACUGCCUUCCUGUUUUAAUAUGCAUAGUGAGACCUUAUGACUUUUUUUUUUUCCAUUGCACUGUGCAAGUGCAUCAUUUUAAAGCUAACAUGUCUUCAUAAGGAUGGAGUAAUAAGCCUGCUGGUUUUAUUUUUGUGGACUGCAACCAUUUUGAUGCCAUUCAUGCUUCACCAUACAUUCUUUAUUCUUUUAUACUAAAUUUGAAAAACUUCAUGAUGCACUUUUUCUCCAUAUUUUAAAUAGUUGCCCAACCCAAGUUGAUGUUGGAUUUUUUUUAUUGAAAUGCAGAAAAAAAUAUAUAUAUAUUUUAUAAUAGGCAAAAAAGGGAAUUUAUAUAGGGGUAGUAUGGUAUACAUUUCAAAUACUGCAGACUUGUAAAAUGGAGCAUAAUUUGCAAGCAUGUGUACAUUACUUGCUGUUUGGCCAGUACCAUAAUUCCAGACAUCAGGGUCCAUGUUAUUGCUUUGUAUAGUCACAUGGUGCAGGUAAAACAUAUUCCAAGUCUGAAAAUUCCUCUCUUCCGGUUUUCAGAUCACCAUUCUUUUUGUAAAUAUAGAUGUUUUAUGCAUACCGCAAAUACUGAUUGAUGGAAUUUGUUGUCACAGAAUGAUAACAUAUACAAGAAUCAAACUGGAAGCCCAACAUAUCUUAGUUGCAGCCCAUUCUGCACCAAGGAAGAAUUGGUAUGGUGUAAGCAAAUGUGUACAGGGAAGUGGCUUAAUGCAGAACUUCUAGAGGUAGUGUACAAAUGGACUGUCUUUUAUUUCAUUAAAUGAUUAAUAAUACCACAUUCAUGACUGAAAAGUUAGGUUGGCUGUGCUAGAUGAGAGUCUCACUGUUCUUAUAAUUUGCAUUUUUUAUUGAUUAUCAAUGCAGUGGUUUAACUGUGUAAUAUGUUGAUCACUGGGGCGUAUAGCAUCAGUAAAUGUUUUAUGGUGUGGGGCAGCAUUAAAGACUACUAUUACUGAAUACUCAAGAUUUUGAAAUUAGCAUGUUGCUGUCUACUAAACUGUAUUUAGUUAUGUCUUCUAAAAAUGGGACAUUAAUCCUUUUAAGUGACUCAGACUUUCUAAAAAGGAUGUUAACAUCAGUAGCCAAAGUAAUGCUUUAUGGGGAUGACACAGCUUAAAACUAACUGCUGCAAACGUUUCUCUGAUUUUUGGAUUGUUGCGAAAGUUUCUUGUGUGUGUCGAGAAAUUAUUCUACUGUGUUCUUUUUAUUGUAUUUAUUUUUUGAGAUGUAUAUAGCUUUCAUAUAUUGACCUCUUUGCAGCUGUCUUGUGCACUAUCCUUAUUGUUCAGUUGCCUGAAUCCUGGUCUUAUAAGUAGUAGGCCACCUUCAGGUCUAUGUGCUGUGUACACUAGAUGUCCUUAGCAUUAGUGUCUUCCUCACAGUUUUUCCUUUUCUCUUGUUCCCCUCUCUUCACUCCUGCAUGUUCCAUUCUGAAAUGAUUGACUUACUCAGACUUUUGGCUCAAUAUUUUGUUUUAACAUUUUUUUAGUUCACUCCCUGCCAUCAAUGCUAAACUGUUAACAUUUUAUGUAACCCUGUUCCCCCCCCCCCCUUCCAUAAUACCUUCCUGUUUGGUUCUCUUUCUGCCAGUUUUCAUCUUUUCUUUGGAAUCUGUGGUCAGGUAUCAGCUGUGCUGGUCGUGGGUACACCACCUCCAUUGUUAGUCCUCCAAGUAUGUUUACUGACUCAGACAGUGUAAACACUAAGUUUGCUUUGCUUGUCAAGCUUCAGCAGUGUGACCUGCAGUAGGAAAUUUGAAGUCCCAGUUAAUGCAUGUCUUUAGGUGCAUUUUCACUCUGUUACAGAGAUUUCACUGCCAAGCUGGAUUCUUCUUAUCUAAACCAAUGUCCUUUAAUGAAGGAAGCUUUUAAGAGGUCAUCAGGAAUUCUGAUGCUCCAGUCCCUUCCAAGAAAUCCAUAUCAGUAUCUCCUUAGGGACCAUUGGCCUGGUAUCACCAACACCAGGAGAUUUCCAUGGAGGUAUCUUCUGCUGUCUGUCUGGUGCAGCAGUGAAAAUACCUAGGACAUCAUUCCCCUAGUAGAGCCUUCCCAUUAACAUCUGCAGCAAGAUCUCAUGUUGAGGAUGGCUUCCCUCUAGUCAUACUUGCUCUAGAAAUGGGUCCAUGCUGUAUGGGAGGAGAGGGGAUGACAGUGGUCCUUUCCCUGUGCAGCAACAGAAGCAGUGAUGUUUUGGCUAAGACAUAACUGGUCUCUUCCAACACACCAACAUAUUUGCCAGCAUUGACUUCAUCUUUUGCCCCAUUUAAGAUGUCAGAUCCCCAAAGCCUUUGCCGCCUUCAGUGGCUAUGCAGCAGCUUGCUUGACUUUUCGUCUAAUUGCUUGCCUCACCAUACUAUGCACUCAUUUCACAACCAUUUGAAAGUUCCUGGCAUCAUACCCACAGUUCCAGUGUUGGAGCUGGCACUAGCAUGCAGAUUGUGCCUGUACUUUCCUCUAUACCACCCACUCAUCAAAUCCCGCUGAAUUCAAACACCAGGACAGUCAGUGUUCCAUGCUCACAGAACAGAAUGUCAUUAGACUGUUCCUCAUAGUCUUCCCAAGGUUUUCAUGCAGCCUUCUUCUGGUCCCCAAGGUGCCAGGAGGCCUUCCUCACUGAAAAAGCCCAAAAAAAACUCUCUGAAAGAUCAAGCAUUUAAAACCACCUGCAGAGUCUGUUACCACCAGCUAGGAUGAUAGGGAUUUCAGCAUUUCCUGAGUCAUUCCAUAGUAAGCUGUUUGGGGAGUUAAUCUUUUGCAGAAGAGGGGUUGGGACACUAACUCUAUCCACCCCCCCCCCAACCAAACAAAACUGUGGAAGACUUGCAGAUUCACUCUCUGGAUCUCCUGGAUGGUAACCACCCCUUGUGGACACUUUAAAGGAUGCCCAGGAAGUCAGAUAAAAUAGUUCAUGUGCUUGGUGAUUUUAUUUGUUUAACAGGUAUGUGAACUAGACCACUAAGGUCCCUUUUUAUUCACAUCAUUGUUACUGUGUGUAUGUAUAGAUAUAAAACAAAUUGUUCAAAAAUAUCUGGUCUAUUGAUUUACCACAGUUGGGGAAAAAAGGCAUUACAAGACUAAAAAGCAUACAAAACUGAGACAAGUGUACAGUAUUUGCAAAUGUUGCAGCAGUAUAUACAGAAAUGCUUUAUUGGAAUAUAAAGAAAUAGUAAACAAAAUGGUGUAUAGAUCAUAGAAUUUAGGUUUUCUAAUGUAUACAUCUGCAUUCAAACUGCUUUUUUUUCAGGUGUAAUUGUUUGUGCUGCAACCCUGAAAUAAAUAGGUUUCAGCAUUGUAAAGCCUACGUGUUCAUUAGAAUAAAGCAAGAGUUGGCAUCUGCUCA